GGCAGUGUUAAGUCGCAUUACCUUAGCCUCUUUGCCAUGGCCGCCGACCUAGUGAAGAACGCUUCGACCGACCCUGAUGCUAAGAAGAGAAAGCGCAAGAGAGCGACGAAACCCACUGAAUCCCCAAAACUGAACGAGACCCAUAAAGAAGAAGUAGAAGAGGCAGUGGAGAAUAGAAAGAAUGAGAAAAAGAAGAAGAAGAAGAAGAAGCAUCUAAUUAUGGAGAAAGCAAAUCUCCCUCAGGAAGAAGAGGAAGAAGACGGAAGAGGAGGAGAAGAAGAAGAUGGUGAGGAAGCCGAGGAGGAGCAUAAGAAGACGAAGAAGAAGAAGGUGAAGCCUGAAGGGUAUGGGAUAAUGAGUACAGAGUCAUUUGUUUCUCUGGGCUUGUCUGAGCCCACUUUAAAGGCCAUUCAGGAAAUGGGGUUCCAGUUUAUGACUCAGAUUCAAGCCAAAGCAAUCCCUCCACUUCUGAUGGGAAAAGACGUCCUUGGAGCUGCUAGGACAGGUUCUGGUAAAACUCUUGCUUUCCUAAUACCGGCUGUGGAGCUGUUAUAUCAUGCUCGCUUUACGCCACGAAAUGGUACUGGUGUCGUGGUUAUUUGCCCUACAAGAGAACUUGCAAUACAGACCCAUGCUGUGGCAAAGGAUCUUCUCAAAUAUCACUCACAGACACAUGGCUUGGUUAUUGGUGGUGCGGCUAGAAGAGGAGAAGCAGAACGUAUAGUAAAGGGGGUUAAUUUAUUGGUGGGAACACCUGGUCGUCUGCUCGAUCAUCUUCAAAAUACAAAGGGUUUUGUAUUCAAAAACUUGAAGUGCCUCACAAUUGAUGAAGCUGACAGGAUAUUGGAAGCGAAUUUUGAGGAAGAAAUGAAGCAAAUUCUCAGGAUUUUACCAAAGACUAGGAGAACGGCUUUAUUUUCGGCAACCCAAACUCAGAAGGUUGAGGAUCUUGCCCGGUUGUCUUUUCAGACAGAUCCUCAUUAUGUCGAUGUGGAUGAUAAAAGAACCAAGGUUACAAAUGAAGGGCUGGAACAGGGUUAUUGUGUUGUACCUUGUGCCAAAAGAUUUAUACUUCUCUAUUCAUUCUUGAAGAGAAAUCUGUCUAAAAAAGUGAUGGUCUUCUUCUCUUCUUGUAACUCUGUCAAAUACCAUAGUGAGCUUCUAAGAUACAUUCAGGUGCCUUGCUUUGAUAUACACGGGAAACAAAAGCAACAGAAGAGAACAACAACAUUUUUUGACUUUUGUAAAGCAGAGAAAGGCAUCUUGCUGUGCACUGAUGUUGCUGCCCGAGGACUUGAUAUACCUGCAGUGGACUGGAUUGUUCAGUUUGAUCCUCCUGAUGAACCAAAGGAAUAUAUCCACAGGGUUGGUCGAACAGCUCGUGGAGAAGGUGCAAAGGGAAAUGCUCUGCUGUUUCUCAUUCCUGAAGAAUUGCAGUUUCUUCGCUAUCUCAAGGAAGCAAAAGUCCCUGUUAAAGAGUAUGAAUUUAGUGAAAAGAAGCUUUCUAAUGUGCAGUCUCACCUGGAGAAGUUGGUGGGUAAUAACUACUAUUUGAACAAGUCCGCAAAAGAAGCAUAUAGAUCAUAUAUAUUGGCCUACAAUUCCCACUCCAUGAAGGACAUUUUCAAUGUUCACCGCCUUGACAUGCAGGCGGUUGCUGCAUCUUUCUGCUUUUCUAACCCACCCAAGGUGAACUUGAAUAUAGACAGCAAUGCCUCAAAGUUCAGAAAGACUUCGCGUAGGGUUGAAGGAAGCCGAAAUGGAUUCAGCAGAAUCAAUCCUUAUGGUAAUAGCAGGAAGUAAGGUAGAGGUGAAGAGAGAUUAAAUGUUAGGUGACUGCAGUUCUACGAGGCUCUGCAAAAGUUUUGUUAGGCCAAAUUCAUGUUCUUGAAUUAUCUCCCGUUACAGAGUUGGAAAUCUUUGCCUUUUUUCUUGCAACAAUUUGUGUAGUAUUUCAACCUGAAGACAUGAAGUUUUGAUUCAUUUUCUAGUAUAAAUUCGUGUGAAGUGAUAAUUCCAUAUGGACAUAGUACAAGAUCAAAAUCAACAAUCUAAAGCUUUUAGUCU
Molecule: messenger RNA, 2067 nt
Organism: Humulus lupulus (European hop)
Lineage: Eukaryota; Viridiplantae; Streptophyta; Magnoliopsida; Rosales; Cannabaceae
Product: DEAD-box ATP-dependent RNA helicase 51
Exons: 12
Coding region: 37-1803 (588 amino acids)
Biological process (GO): maturation of LSU-rRNA from tricistronic rRNA transcript (SSU-rRNA, 5.8S rRNA, LSU-rRNA)
Cellular component (GO): nucleolus
Molecular function (GO): nucleic acid binding; ATP binding; RNA helicase activity
Source: RefSeq, a predicted model, not a curated record